UUUCAGACCUCUCAGAGCCGCUCAGGCUGUCGCGGACUCCACAUUCCACCCGGGACAAGCUCCUCUCUCUCUAUCUAUCUGUUUCUCGUUCUCCAAGUACGUGACACUUCAUCCGGCUAAGUCACCCCCUUGUGAAAUCUACAUCUACACACGCAUACGAAUAUACAUCGCACACGUGCGUUCACGCACUCAUCCGAAUUCACAUCCCCCGAGUCGCCUUAAAAAGCCGGCAACAUGUCUGACGACGAGGACCAAUACUCGGGUAGGGCGUCCCAAAAGGAAUCCGGCGAGAAUCCCGAGUUUAUGAAGAGGCAAGAACAGAAAAGAAGCGACCUUGACGAACAGCUUAAAGAAUACAUAGCGGAAUGGCGAAAGCAGAGAGCCAAGGAGGAGGAGGAGUUGAAGAGAUUAAAGGACAAACAAGCCAAGCGCAAGGUCACUCGCGCAGACGAGGAGAAGAGAUUGGCGCAGAAGAAGAAGGAAGAGGAGGAACGUCGCCAACGUGAAAUCGAGGAGAAGAAACAACGCGACAUCGAAGAGAAGAGAAGACGCCUGGAGGAAUCGGAAAAGAAGCGACAGGCUAUGAUGCAAGCGAUGAAGGAGCAAAGCAAAGCCAAGGGUCCAAACUUCACCAUCACCAAGAAGGAUUUGUCGGGUAAUCUUACAUCGGCGCAACUUGAGCGCAAUAAGACGAAGGAGCAGCUCGAGGAGGAGAAGAAAAUCUCCCUCAGCAUCCGCAUCAAACCGUUGGAGAUCGAAAAUCUGAACAUCGAUAAGCUCCGUACCAAAGCUACCGAAUUGUGGGAGGCCAUCGUCAAACUUGAAACCGAAAAGUACGAUCUGGAAGAGCGACAAAAGCGUCAGGAUUACGAUCUUAAAGAGCUGAAGGAACGUCAGAAGCAACAACUGAGGCACAAAGCCUUGAAGAAGGGUCUCGAUCCCGAGGCUUUAACUGGCAAAUACCCCCCGAAAAUCCAAGUCGCCUCGAAAUACGAACGUCGUGUCGAUACCAGGUCUUACGAUGACAAGAAGAAGCUCUUCGAAGGUGGUUUAGAGACGGUCUUAGCGGAGACCAGCGAGAAAGUAUGGAAACAGAGAUCGGAACAAUUUAUGAAGCGAACCAAAACGAAGUUACCUAAGUGGUUCGGCGAGCGACCGGGCAAAAAGCCUGGAGAUCCCGAGUCACCAGAGGGUGAAGAAGACGUGAAGGCCGCCGUCGACGACGACCUUGAGGAGCCGCAGUUUGAGGAAGAGGAGGAGGAGGAGGCCGCCAAGGAGGAGGAAGUUGAAGAGGAGGAGGAGGAGGAGGAAGAGGAGGAAGAGGAGGAGGAGGAGGAGGAAGAGGAGGAGGAGGAGGAGGAGGAGGAGGAGGAAUAAAAACGUUUUGAUCGCUUUCGGCCACGAUUCGCAUACAGAUAUAUUAAGAAGCAUAUUUCGAUUAAAUUUUCAAAAUCAUCAUCGCGUUAACAUUUCUUCGAAACCGUCGAACGUAGUCGGUGGAAUGUGGUCAAUUUAGUUUCGUGAAAAAAAAAAAAAAACCCUCGUCUUCCAAACACCUCUUACGU
Molecule: messenger RNA, 1565 nt
Organism: Nylanderia fulva
Lineage: Eukaryota; Metazoa; Arthropoda; Insecta; Hymenoptera; Formicidae
Gene: TpnT
Product: troponin T, skeletal muscle
Biological process (GO): muscle contraction; regulation of muscle contraction; sarcomere organization
Cellular component (GO): troponin complex
Molecular function (GO): tropomyosin binding
Source: RefSeq, a predicted model, not a curated record